Mytilinidion resinicola is the source of this 2138-nucleotide messenger RNA. RefSeq names its product HET-domain-containing protein. The record is from RefSeq and is a predicted model, not a curated record. Lineage: Eukaryota; Fungi; Ascomycota; Dothideomycetes; Mytilinidiales; Mytilinidiaceae. The transcript is spliced from 3 exons. Bases 1 to 2034 code for a protein of 677 amino acids.
AUGGGUGUGACUCCAAGAACCUUCAACGAGUACUGCAGCUCAUGCCGAGAAUUCCUCCUGCGACAACCCAAAGCCCGACCCAGAAUCAGAAUAGCAGAUGAACACGUCUUCCCGUACGCGCAUCACACUUCGCUCGCGGAACUGCGAAACUGUGCAAGCGAGCCACUCCAGCCAUGUCGAAUCUGCGGGCUCAUCCUCCACGAAAUGGGCGACCCUGCCUCCCAAAGCGGCAACGACCCGAGAUCUGUACAUAUCAAGCUCGAAGAGUCGUCAGCAUAUCGAGCGGAUGGCGCUGAAGAUGGCCACCGGGAGUUGCUUAUGCACGUUGGCUUGAAGCGGCUAGAACACCAUCUCGUGGACACAGUGGUGAUCCUAUCUCUGCUUACUUUCAAUGCUGAUUACGCCCUUCUCGAGAAUCUCGGGCCCUCAACCUCAUCACCGGAGAGCUUCUCCCUCGCAAAAACCUGGCUCCAGAGAUGCUUGCAGGGCCAUGAUACUUGUCGCAGGUCGACGUCGGUAGUCAAAGGCCUACUCCCAACGAGGCUUAUCGAGGUGUCUGAUCCGCGGAAAGCGCGCCUUUGUAUUUCCUCCUCCCUAGACCAAACGCCUCUAUACCUAACUCUCAGCCAUUCCUGGGGGAAAAAACCAUUCACCACACUGACGACUGCAAACCUGGACCAAAUGCAAACCAGCAUCCCUUUCGAAACCCUUCCCCAGAACUUCCAAGACGCCAUCCUCAUCACUUUCGAGCUGGGCUACCGCUACAUCUGGAUCGACAGCCUCUGCAUCCUGCAAGAUUCCGCCACCGACUGGGCCACCGAAGCCUCGCUAAUGGCACAGGUCUACCAAAACUCCACCCUAACCAUCUCCGCCUCAGCCGCCUCGCAUGCCUUCGACGGCUGCUUCAGAGACCGCACACGCCGCCACAUCUCACUCCCUUCCAGCCCCUUCCCCCAACUCCCCACCCGCCGCCUCGUCAUCGCAAACGCCAACCCUAACAGCCAGCGCUUCGUCGCGCGCGAAAGCCCCCUCCGCCGCCGCGGCUGGGUCCUGCAAGAGGAAAUUCUCUCGCCGAGGCUGCUGCACUUCACCCACGACGGGCUCUUCUGGGAGUGCGAGACGCACUCGGCCACCGAACUCGCCCCUGCCGGCCUCGACCCCAUCCCCUUGCUGGACAAGCGCUCUGUCUCGCACGCGUUUUCCGCCUCCCUUGGAUUCGGCGAUGCGGGCGCGCCGACGCCGUGGAGCGCCGCGCACCCGUGGCACCUCACGUGGGCGAACAUCGUGCGCGACUUCAGCGAGCGCAGCCUUACGUACGCCGCCGACAAGCUGGUCGCGCUGUCUGGUGUCGCGCGCGUCGUACAGACGCAUCUAGGCGGCGACGAGUAUCUCGCUGGGCUGUGGCGCGGCGACCUCCUCGUGGGACUGUGCUGGUCGGCUGCUCAGACGCCGCAAGAGCACCAUGCGAGGCCGGAGGCAUACCGCGCGCCGUCGUGGUCGUGGGCGGCGGUGGAUGGCGCAGUGACGAUGCGAAGGUUCCAUCUCGCGCCGCGGGAUGUGAUCACGCCCUUUGCGGACCUUGUAGACGCCGGGGUGGAGUUGGCAGCGGACGAUGCGGCGUUGGGACAGGUUACCGGUGGGUUCGUGAAGCUCGACGGUGUCGUCCUGUCCGCAUCCGUCGUGAACGGCAACGUCCAGCUCGAUGAUGCGGAGCCGGACUGGCUCCGUUUCCGGUGGACGCGCUGCGGCCAGAGUUUGUGCCUGGAUGUGCCGCGGGUAGAGCGCGAUGGUGUGAGCCUCGCUGCGGUGUUCUUGGUGCCGGUGGUUGCGAGGGUGAAUAGGGAGAGGACUGGGGUGGUGUUUACCACGGAGAUUUGCUUGCUGAUGCUUGAAGAGGUGAAUCUUGGCGUUAGUGAUAGGAGAGCUGAACGAACGUUUCGGCGGGUGGGGAUGGUUAGUGUGUUUGAUCUUGGACUGCCGCCUGACCCGUUUUGGCUUGAAUUAUUCCCUAGGAAGGAGAUAGUGCUUGUUUGAGGCGAGAAAUAUCGAUUGACGAGAGGAGUGGAUUGAUAAUAUGAGUUGGCGAUGCUCCCGUUGUAGAUAUCUGGCCCAUAUUCCUAACAGUCCUCCGAAUAAGC